Pseudomyrmex gracilis is the source of this 2233-nucleotide messenger RNA. RefSeq names its product origin recognition complex subunit 3 (gene Orc3). The record is from RefSeq and is a predicted model, not a curated record. Lineage: Eukaryota; Metazoa; Arthropoda; Insecta; Hymenoptera; Formicidae. Gene Ontology annotation, molecular function: DNA replication origin binding. Gene Ontology annotation, cellular component: nuclear pre-replicative complex; DNA replication preinitiation complex; nuclear origin of replication recognition complex. The transcript has 14 exons. Gene Ontology annotation, biological process: DNA replication; DNA replication initiation. Bases 172 to 2169 code for a protein of 665 amino acids.
CCCGUCCCACCCGUUCUCGUCAGACGUUCGCGCGCAAACUGCGCGGUGUGUUUCGUGCCGUGUGUGUUCGGUAUGAAUAAUUUGUUUCUCUUAUCCGCCGGUGUCGAGACGUAUUAAAGAAGGUUUAUAUUCGGCAUCUCAACGGCAGUGCGACGAGAACCCGGUCACAGAAUGGAGAACGUUUCCAUGUCCAAGGGAAUAUUUGCUUACAAAGGGCGUUACAAAAUCGGUAAGAAGAAAAAUAAAGUUCAACGACCGAGCUACGUUAACGAACCGUGGUACGUCGCGUACAGUGAAACGUGGAAACACAUCGAGGAGGCUGCAGAGAACGUCAGGUCAAGAAUAUUUCAACAAGUCGUGUCCAACGUGGUAGAUUUCGUUGAAAAAGUAAAAGCGUCACCGUCAGAUGCGACGUCUCACGAAAUAGCCACGGCCAUUUUGUUAACAGGCGUUAACGUUCCCGAUCAUACGACACUCUUUAACACGACGAUCACCAGACUCGACAAGAUCACGCCGCACAUAGCCAUGUUGUGGAGCAGAAAUUGCAACAAUCUGAAGAGCACUAUCGAGGACGCUGUGUAUCAACUUAUCCACAAAGCAGAAUCGGCGGAUGACGCUCCCAAAGUGCGCAAAAGUCAGUGCACAAUGCGAACGUUGAGGGAAUGGUUCGCGGACAAUCACGAUCCGGAGGAUCCCUUGGUUCUUAUCUUACCGGAUUUCGAAAGCUUCUCCACUGAUGUUUUGCACGAUUUUAUCCUGGUGCUGAGCUCGUACAGAAACGCAUUGAAAUUUGUGCUCGUAUUCGGUGUCGCAACUUCGUUGCACGUAGUUCACAGAUCGUUGACGUACGACGUCACAUCGAAAUUAGUGGUGCAGGUGUUCUCCACCCAGACGCAAGUGACGACGCUAUCCGACGUAUUGGAAAGCACCGUUUUCUCGUCGGAGAUUCCGUUCAAAUUGAUCGGUCGCGCGUUUCAACUGCUGACCGACAUUUUUCUGUUUUACGAUUUUUCGGUAGACAAUUUCUUGCAGCAUUACAAGUUGUGCAUGAUACAACAUUUCUACGACAACAACGCGAGUUAUCUUUGUUGCAAACCGAAAGACAUCGGGGAGAGAAUUUCGAAACUCACGGACGAAGAUAUCGCGGACAUUAGAAGCUUGCCGUCUGUCGCGGAAUAUUUAAAGACCAAAUUAAAGGACGGCGAUAAUAUCGAUAAUUGCAAAUUCAAGGAGAGUUUCGAGCGUUUGUUAAACGAGUUUCACAGUUUCAUGGAGCGAUUUUUGAUUAUUUUGAGAUGUUUACACUGUCUGGUCGCUUCCCUGCCGGGUUCGCCAAUGGGCAAACAGUUGCGGGAAGUUUACACCAAAGCGGUUUACGUGAGCAAUCUCACGGAAUCCGCGGAGUACGAAGAGUGCAUGAAAUUAUUGAAAGUUUUGUCGAAGGAGGAGCUGUUCUCAAAACUCGAAUCGAUCGUAAAGAUCGUCGGGAAAUCCAAGGAUCCGAAGAUAAAGGAGAUGCAAGCCCGUCUCGAAGCUCAUGUCAAAACGAUUCGAGAUGCCAUUUUGAGCAGCACGGGAGAAACUUCCGAGAUAAUCAGCACAACAAAGGAGAAUCUUAAAAAGUUGGCGGAAAACCGCAAACAAUUGAAAGAGAAACUGCUUGAAAACAUAAGUCAGCAACGAUCGCGUUCUGCCCACAAGGCGCAGUGCGAUUUGAUCGAUUACCUGGAUCGAGAAGUAUUCUCCGUCCACCUGGUCGACCCGAGUCGUGUGACGGCACACGAGAUAUUCUGCUACAAUGACGGGAACCAGGCGAAGCACCACAUCCGCGGCUCCGUAAGGGCCGCCAUACACACGGGAUUGAGCGAUCCGCAGAUGUACUUGGACUGCGACUGCUGCAAAUUGGAGAACGACGGCGACAUUCCGCGCACGCUCCCCGACUUGAGUAUAAUUUAUAAACUGCACUUGGAGUCCAGGAAGCUGAUCAAUAUGUACGACUGGCUGCAGGCAUUUCUGACGAUCGUGGAGCCGCAAGCCGAUGCCGAGGAGCAACGCGACGUGGAUCCGCAACUGCAAGCUCGGUUUACUCAAGCGGUCGCCGCGCUGCAGUUCCUCGGCUUCAUCAAGACUUCUCGAAGGAAAACGGAUCAUGUAAAGCGUCUUACGUAACAACAAUAUCGCGCAUUUGAUUGUUUGUCUUGUCUUCCCGCAACGCUUGUUGUAUGUAUCGAAG